Messenger RNA from Menidia menidia (Atlantic silverside), 3223 nucleotides. The record is from the annotation of a GenBank genome assembly. Lineage: Eukaryota; Metazoa; Chordata; Actinopteri; Atheriniformes; Atherinopsidae.
CCGCCGCCGCGUCCAUGUUGACGGUCAGUGUUCUUUCCGUGUUCGCCGAUGUGUCUUCGUCCUGCUCGAGCCGGAGAGUAGAGAGUUUGCUCCUGUUUCCGGCAGACAGGCUCAGGCCUGUCAGGAAGAGUGCUCAUACACCCGAAACAACUCGUUUAGUGAGCUGGAAAGGCCAAAUCCCUCUGUGCAGCAGGUAUUCAAAACCAGUCCACAACAUGGAGGGAGCGACAUCGGCUGUUGGUUUUGGUGUGGUCAGAAACUCUCACAUUGUAGCAGAUAACCCUUAGAACUGAAAGUCAGGCCUGCAUGCAGCCACCGGGGGCUGGGGAAUGAAAGUGUAGUGAUGCAGACAGCAGCAUCCGAGUCUCUGCUGCCCAUCCAGCUACAAACCUGAGGUGGAUGUAAAAUGACCCCCUUGCUUCGUCAUGCCUUUUUCUUUGCACAUCUUCAGUCAGUGUAAAAUCACUUCCGUCUUCAACUGAAAAACCAUCAGUACCCAGCAGGCAGCCCUCCCUUCUGGUUUGGAGUUUGGAGUUCCUCCGAUGGAGCUUAGAGCUCUCUCCUGUUCCUGCCAGAGGCGCCCGGGAAGGAGUGCACAUCAGGAUGGAGGGUUUGGUUCCAUCAAUGAGGAUCAUUAUUAUCAUGCAGUCAGAAAAGAGUAUUUAUGUCAAUGGAAUUUGCAUUUGUCUUUUAUCAUGUUGUGUGUUAAGUGUUGUACUUUUUCCAUGGUUAAAGCCAAAUAAUUUUAUUGGCCUAUUUAUUAAGGAACAAUGAAGGAAAUAGCACAGUACUGAUAUUCUGAAUAAGACUCAAAUAAAUCGUGUGAAUCAAUUUUAAUAGUGAUUAAUGUUCAGAAUAUGAGUUGAUGGUUAUCAUGUUACAUUUCUGGACUUUUGGUGGGUUUUGCAUAUACAAACAACUAAAUGGUUUAUUUAAACUCUCAAAAAGCACGGCUCAGAAAACCACACUGAACGUGAAAACAGACAAACGCAGAAACCACCAGAAAACCAACCUAGGACGGACACUAGAAACGCAGAAUGAAAGGGCAAGGCAACAUGUGCUGCAAACACGGUAAGAAACACAGGCAGUGACUCAAAUGACUGACAAGCUUAGAUGGAGGAGGGUUAGGGUUAGGGAGGAAAAGCAGGUGACACAGGGAACACAGGAGAAGUGACAUGAGCUGCGUUGAAUAACCAGAAUAGGAGGGAACUGAGGGAGGGGAAGUAAACGGAGACACACAAGGGGAACACACAGGAAACUAAGCAGAGAGCCAAAAUAAAACAAAGGGAGCUAAAAGAAACACAAGAAAAACCAAGACACAACCUAGAAAACAAUCCAGAAUAAAACCAAAACCCGAUGUGAGUGAUGCCAGAGACACCUAGAGAAUGAGAUUGGGAGGAAUGUAACCUAGGAUCUGAAUAUAAGUGAAGUUGAAUAAAGUAAGUCUUUGUCUAACCUGGUCAUUGUCCAAGCUGGCAUGGCCUCAAAGUUGCAAGUUGCAUAAUUUUAAACUGAAUAUUUUGUGGCAGUGAAAUUCCAUUUCUGUUGUUAAAGCUCAGGCACAACUUUGGUGUUCCAGUUUUUGGAGAAUUAUGAACACCUCAUAACUGACUGCUCAACGACUGGUGACAAGCAACUAGAAGACCAAGGGAGUUGAAGCCAAGAAUCAACAUGGCUGUCUUCAAGCCGGAAAAUGUGGAAGACUUCUAUGAAAUCGGUGAAGUUCUGGGAAGCGGCCACUUUGGACAGGUUCGUCAGGUCCGUGAGAGGACAUCCGGGGUUUUUUGGGCAGGAAAAUUCCUAAAGAUCCGAAAAAUCGCAUGCAGCCGCCUGGGUGUGGAGAGGAGCAGUGUGGAGCGAGAGGUGGAGAUCCUCCAGUCUGUGCAACAUCCAAACAUUGUGACUCUCAAAGACGUUUUUGAGAGCCGAUCGGAGGUGGUCCUCAUCCUGGAGCUUGUCAGUGGAGGAGAAUUGUUUGACUUCAUUGCCGAGAAAGAGAACCUUCUGGAGAGUGAAGCUAUUGAGUUCAUGAAACAAAUCCUGGAGGGGCUGAGGUUUAUGCACGGGAGCAACGUUGCCCACUUUGACCUGAAGCCGGAAAACAUCAUGCUCUCUGACAAGGUGUCUUCCAACCCCAAUAUUAAACUCAUUGACUUUGGCCUGGCCCACCGCUUCCAUCAGGGGGAGGAGUACAAGAGCACAAGCGGAACUCCCCAGUACAUCGCUCCCGAGGUGAUCAACUGUGAGCCUCUCAGUACAGCAGCUGAUAUGUGGAGCAUUGGAGUUAUCACCUACAUACUGCUGAGUGGUUUGUCGCCAUUCCAAGGUGAGACUGAUGAGGAGACUCUAAGGAAUGUCCUUGCCACGAAGUAUGAGUUUGACGAGCGCUACUUCAGCAUGGCAAGCUCCAUGGCUAAAGAUUUCAUCCAGAAACUCUUGGAGAGGAAUCCAAAUGAGAGGAUGACAGCUGAGGAGUGUCUCCUUCAUCCUUGGAUUAAGAUGUCCUACAACAUGGUGUGGAUGUGUAACCGGCUUGUGAAUUUGAGACUGCUGAAUAAGGGCAGGACUGAUCCAGAUCCAUUGCAGAGACAGUGUGAGAGUGACGCUGAGGACACAGACAGCAAGCCUGCCUCUCUGUUGCGCAGAAGACUCAGCAGCAGUUCUUAGAGCUAACCAGAAGGAGACAGCAGAGGCGUGGGGGCUCGGCGGAGAAAACUCCACACAAACCUUUAUUUCAUUCUUCUGGUUAAAUGGGCCUCUUAACAUUAACUGUUCAAAUCUCACACGGUUGCAGAGUUGUAUUAGUGACUUUUUAAAGCUCCUCCUCCAGAUCACGUGGUGCAAAUGCAUGCCUUCUUUUUUUAAAGUGAGUAUUGAGAUGGUUACAGAUUUUUAGAAAACUGAUAAACAAUUUGCUAAGAAAUGUUUUGGGAUAGAAUUAUAUUUCCUAUACAAAAGUCAAAUCUAUUUUAAGUACAAGUCUUCCAUGAAUAACAUGUGACGUAGAACACUUCUCAUCAGUCAGUUUCAGAAAUUCUGCGGCUGCUUUGAGUGAAAAUCACUUUUAACAGUCAGACCUUUUGUCCAUGUUGCGUAGAAGCUGAACUUGAUUCUUCUCCUCCUAAGGACUCUUUCCAAGCUUAGAAAUGAAAGAUUGAAUUAAGACCCAGCAUCAACAGCCGUUAGUGUGUGUGCGUGCGCGUGCGCGUGUGUGGGAGGGACA